Messenger RNA from Aspergillus affinis, 729 nucleotides. Its product is annotated as putative 2-hydroxychromene-2-carboxylate isomerase. The coding region runs from base 1 to 729 and encodes 242 amino acids. Gene Ontology annotation, molecular function: glutathione peroxidase activity; glutathione transferase activity. The record is from RefSeq and is a predicted model, not a curated record. Gene Ontology annotation, biological process: glutathione metabolic process. Gene Ontology annotation, cellular component: peroxisome; mitochondrion. NCBI's taxonomy places the organism in Eukaryota, Fungi, Ascomycota, Eurotiomycetes, Eurotiales, Aspergillaceae. The transcript is spliced from 3 exons.
AUGGCUACUCCUAGCAUCACGUUGUAUCUGGACAUUGUCAGUCCGUUCUCCUACAUUGCAUUCCAUGUGCUGAGAAAUUCUCCCGUCUUUUCCCAAUGCAAUAUCACCUAUGUUCCUAUCUUCUUGGGCGGACUGAUGAGCGCCUGUAGCAACACGCCACCCGUCAAGAUCAAGAGUAAGACAAGACAUGAUUUGAACAGCGAGAUGACAUCGGAACUGACAUUGCUGGGCGUCAAUUCAGAUAAGGACAUAUGGAUUAACCAACAACGACUUCGUUGGGCACGCGCAUUCUCUGUUCCCAUGUCGGAGCGUGUUCCCGAGGGCUUUCCGGUGCUCACCCUGACCACGCAGCGGGCGCUCUGUGCCAUUUCCGAGAAGCGCCCAGAUCAACUUGCCCCAGUCAUUGAGGCGCUGUAUCGCGCCUUUUGGUUAGAUAGGGACUCGAAGAUUGGGCAGCCGGAGGGAUUUGGACCCGUGUUGGAGAAGGUGCUUGGGCAAGCCGAAACACAGGAUAUUUUGCAAGCUAUCAAUCAAACGGAGAUCAAAUCCCUUUUGACGUCAAAUACUGACCAAGCGUUUAAGUCGGGGGCAUUUGGCCUCCCCUGGUUUGAAUGCACCAACGCCAAUGGUCAGACUGAGGGAUUCUGGGGCAUUGAUCACCUGGGGCAGGUGGCUGACUUUUUAGACUUGAACCGUCAGGCGGAACAGGGGUUUAGAUCGCUGUUAUGA